AUGUUUAGGAUUCUACUCGCCCUCCUGCACAACAACAAGCACAGCAACAACAAUAACAACAACAACAACAACAACAACAACAACAACAACAACAACAACAACAACAACAACAACAACAACAACAACAACAACAACAACAACAACAACAACAACAACAACAACAACAAUAACAACAGACUCAAGCACCUCAAGCAGGAGCCAUCAACAACGUAA
Messenger RNA from Closterium sp. Yama58-4, 213 nucleotides. The record is from the annotation of a GenBank genome assembly. Lineage: Eukaryota; Viridiplantae; Streptophyta; Zygnematophyceae; Desmidiales; Closteriaceae.